AUGCUGUCUGGCCACGGCUGUUUUGGCAAGUAUCUGCACCAAAUUGCCGGUAGGGAACCAACACCGAGGUGUCACCACUGCCCUGAAACCAACGACUCCGUCGCCCACACGAUUUUCGAUUGUCCGGCAUGGGAAGCCGAGAGGCGACCCAUCGCCAAUAGUACUGGAAUUGACGCGUCGUCACUCGCGGAGGUCAUCUCCAAGAUCCUCCAAUCCGAGGAGUCGUGGAAGGCGCUCCACGAUUUCUCGGAGCACGUGAUGGCCACCAAGGAGAAUGCUGAAAGGGAACGUGAGGCCGACCCGGCAUCCGCCCCUCUCCGGCGAAGAAGAGCAGGUCGGCGCCGACGGAUAUUUAUUCGCCAGGCGUAG
Molecule: messenger RNA, 369 nt
Organism: Papilio xuthus (Asian swallowtail)
Lineage: Eukaryota; Metazoa; Arthropoda; Insecta; Lepidoptera; Papilionidae
Exons: 1
Coding region: 1-369 (122 amino acids)
Source: RefSeq, a predicted model, not a curated record